AAUACAAACUUCCUGAAAGCUAUUUCAAUUGGUAAAAGACCGCUAAGCUCUCAACUCUUUCAUGGCUCAAUUUUGGAAGCCGGGAACCGAGAGGCCGCUCCUUCUCGACGACGAGGAAGCGGGCAUUUUCCUGAGUUCAGCGGCUUCCGCAUCUUCUUCUCGAUUAGGCUUCGUGAACAUAGAGAAGCAAAGGCAGACACUACCAGUUUACAAAUACAGAGAGGCUAUUCUCUAUCUGGUGGAGACCCAUGGCACGACUAUUGUCGUGGGAGAAACUGGAAGUGGAAAAACCACCCAAAUUCCUCAAUACCUCAAAGAAGCUGGUUGGGCUGAUGGAGGGUAUGUGAUUGCUUGUACUCAGCCAAGACGACUGGCUGUCCAGUCGGUAGCUUCGAGGGUAGCUGAAGAAAUGGGCGUCAAGCUUGGAGAGGAAGUUGGUUAUACCAUUCGAUUUGAAGAUCUCACAAAUACAGAUUUUACAAGAAUUAAGUUUCUUACUGAUGGUGUCUUAUUGAGGGAAAUGAUGGACGACCCACUAUUAACUAAAUACAGUGUCAUAAUAGUAGAUGAAGCUCAUGAGCGAUCCCUUGCAACAGAUGUUUUACUUGGUCUGCUAAAAAAGAUCCAAAAGCGCCGACCUGAACUCCGCCUGAUUAUAUCAUCAGCUACAAUCGAGGCUAAAUCCAUGGCUGCCUUCUUCCGUAUAAGGAAAAAGCACACAGUGCCAGAAGGUGAGAAGCAAGAGCCGAACCCAGAGCCAGCAAUUCUGUCGGUUGAGGGAAGAGGAUUUAAUGUUCAGAUCUUUUAUAUUGAAGAACCUGUUUCUGACUAUGUUCGAACUGCUGUAUCAACUGUUAUGUCAAUUCAUAAACAGGAACCAAUGGGGGAUAUACUCGUUUUCAUGACUGGUCAAGAUGAUAUUGAAGCUGUUCUUCACUUACUUGAGGAGGAAGCACAACAAUCAAAAUCUUCUUUAGGAUUGGUUCCUCUGCCAUUAUAUUCAGGUCUUCCAAGGGCUGAUCAGGACCUUAUAUUUUCCCCUACUCCAAGAGGAAAGAGGAAAGUAGUGAUAUGUACAAACAUUGCAGAGACAUCAUUGACUUUGGAGGGUAUUGUCUAUGUUGUUGACAGUGGGUUCUCUAAACAACGAUAUUACAACCCGAUAUCAGAUAUUGAAAACUUAGUGAUUGCACCAAUAUCCAAGGCAUCUGCUAAACAAAGGGCUGGUAGAGCUGGAAGGGUACGCCCGGGAAAAUGCUAUAGACUGUACACAGAAGAGUAUUUUUUGAAUGAAAUGUCUAAUGAGGGGAUACCAGAGAUGCAAAGAGCGAACCUUGUGUCCACUGUUAUUCAGUUAAAGGCAUUGGGAGUUGACAAUAUAUUAGGCUUUGAUUGGUUGUCUUCUCCAACUCCCGAGGCAAUGAUCAGAGCACUUGAAAUACUGUAUUCACUUGGAGUCAUCGAUGAUGAUGCCAAACUUACUUCACCUAUCGGGUUCCAAAUUGCUGAAAUCCCCUUGGAUCCAAUGAUCUCGAAGAUGAUAUUGGCUUCUAGUGAAUUUGGCUGUUCUGAGGAAAUUAUCACUAUUGCUGCUGUGCUCUCUAUUCAGUCUAUCUGGGUUUCAGGUCGAGGGCAGCAAAAGGGGAUGGAUGAAGCCAAGCUGAGGUUUGCUGCUUCUGAGGGUGAUCAUGUAACUUUCCUGAAUGUCUACAAGGGGUUUCUUCAGUCCAAUAAAUCCUCAAAAUGGUGUCAUAAGAAUUUUGUGAACUACAAUGCCAUGAGAAAAGUUAUUGAGAUCAGAGAACAACUCAGAAGAAUAGCACAUCGUAUCGGUGUAGUGCUAAAAUCAUGCGAUACAGACAUGGAGGUAGUGAGGAAGGCCGUUAUUGCAGGAUGCUUUGCUAAUGCUUGUCGUUUAGAUGCAUCCAGUCACAAUGAGAUGUAUAAGACCUUCAGAGGUUCACAAGAAGUCUAUAUUCACCCAUCAUCUGUGCUAUUCAGGGUUAACCCGAAGUGGGUUAUAUACCAUUCUAUUGUCUCCACUGAUCGCCAGUACAUGCGGAAUGUUAUCUCAAUAGAUCCUUCUUGGCUGAUAGAAGCUGCUCCCCAUUUUUUCGUGAAACAAAAACUCAACCAUGUACACAGUUGAUCAUUACGGUUGGAUUUGAGGACUGCUAUGAGUCCUUUAAAAGGGGUGCAUAUGGGUUCCUUAUCAAAGAAUAUUUUUGUCGAUCCUUGCAUGUAUACUUCGCCUACAUCAUAAAUUAUUGGAAGGUGGCAUUUUUUUGUUUCUGUAGACUUUGUGGGGAAUUUGGUUAGUAUAUUGAAAGAGCUUUAAUAGUUGGAACAUGCAUUAGUUACUAUGUUGAGAACAUAUGUUGGAACUAUCUUAAGGUUGCUAGAUUGUUUUCUUUA
Impatiens glandulifera is the source of this 2415-nucleotide messenger RNA. RefSeq names its product probable pre-mRNA-splicing factor ATP-dependent RNA helicase DEAH9. The transcript is spliced from 23 exons. The record is from RefSeq and is a predicted model, not a curated record. Gene Ontology annotation, cellular component: intracellular anatomical structure. Bases 62 to 2149 code for a protein of 695 amino acids. NCBI's taxonomy places the organism in Eukaryota, Viridiplantae, Streptophyta, Magnoliopsida, Ericales, Balsaminaceae. Gene Ontology annotation, molecular function: ATP hydrolysis activity; RNA binding.